Molecule: messenger RNA, 1699 nt
Organism: Mycotypha africana
Lineage: Eukaryota; Fungi; Mucoromycota; Mucoromycetes; Mucorales; Mycotyphaceae
Product: WD40-repeat-containing domain protein
Exons: 6
Coding region: 111-1634 (507 amino acids)
Cellular component (GO): mRNA cleavage and polyadenylation specificity factor complex
Molecular function (GO): protein binding
Source: RefSeq, a predicted model, not a curated record
UUUUUUUUUUUUUUUUUUUUUUUGUGGGAGAAAAUUUAAACCGCGGCAGUUAGAUAUGGAAAACCUGCAGCAACUUUUUAUACAUUACAGAUCUCUUUUUCAAAAACAUAAUGGAAGCACCUUCACACCGAUGGAAUGACGAUGGACACUCUGGUAAUAACGCUGGACGACGUCAAAUGGGAGGAAAUAUACCAUUUUCAAAAAUGGUAUUUGAUGGCAAAAGAAUGAGAAAAGCGAUCCAAAGAAGAACAGUUGAUUAUAAUCAUAGCGUUGCUCGAUGGAUGCAGGAGCGUAUAUGGAUUCGUGAUAGAAGGGAUAGCCGCUUUCUAAGGCCCGAUCCUAACUUCAUUGUCAACUUACUACCGCCUGCUGCCUAUCUUGAUAACCCUGUCAACGCUGUUACAACCAAAUUUAUCCAUACCUCAACCAAUAAAAUCAGAUUUCCUGUCAACGUAGUCCGAUGGACACCUGAAGGACGACGACUAAUUACAGGGUCUUCCAGUGGUGAAUUCACAUUAUGGAACGGUCUUACAUUCAACUUUGAAACUAUUUUACAAGCACACGAUUCAGCAGUCCGUGCGAUGAACUGGUCGCACAAUGAUAACUGGAUGGUAACUGGUGAUCAUAGUGGUAUCAUCAAAUACUGGCAAUCAAAUAUGAGCAACUUGAAGAUGUUCCAAGGUCAUAAGGAAGCCAUACGUGACCUAACAUUUGCACCUUCCGAUACCCGUUUUGCUACUUGCUCAGAUGAUUCAUUAAUUAAAAUUUGGGAUUUUAAUACUGGUACAGAAGAAAAACAGUUAACAGGACACGGCUGGGAUGUAAAAUGUGUUGAUUGGCAUCCGUACAAGGCAUUGCUUGCAUCUGGUAGUAAAGAUAACCUCAUAAAGUUAUGGGAUCCCAAAUCAGGGAAGAAUAUCACGACAAUGCAUGGACAUAAAAACACAGUUCUGGCAUUACAAUGGAAUCAGAAUGGUAAUUGGUUGGUUACCGCAGGCAGAGAUCAACUGGUCAAGGUUUAUGACAUUCGUACAAUGUCAGAAUUGCAGAUAUUUAGAGGGCACAAAAAAGAAAUUUGCUCCGCGAAAUGGCAUCCACAGCAUGAGCGAUUAUUAGCUACAGGUGGAUCAGAUGGCUCACUUAUGUUUUGGAUGACAGGGCAAGACCAACCUCUAGGUGAGCAAGAAGCAGCCCAUGAAUCGAAUGUAUGGUCGUUGGACUGGCAUCCUGUUGGCCAUAUACUCGUGAGUGGCUCGAAUGACCACACAACACGCUUUUGGACGCGUCCUCGGCCGGGUGAAUUGACCGUAGAUAAGUUCGAUUCUAGCCAGCACCAAGACGAUGAGUCUGCGUCAGCAGCGGUUAAGGGCGGUGGUGACGAUCAUUUGAGACAACAGUUUAUUGAACCUCCUCCAUUCAGACCUCAUAAUAUGCAGCAGAAUGCACAACAGUUGAAGCAUGAAUUACCGCCCUUCAGGCCUGCAAAUGCAGCCUAUAGCAAUACAGCGGAAGAUAAUGGCCCCCCACUUUUCCGUCCUGAUAUGUAUAAUAACAACAAUAAUUAUAGUAACAACCAUAAUAACAAUUAUAACAACUAUAAUAACAAUAACAAUAAAAGGCAACGAAGGUGGUAAUGGUUGCUAAGCGAUUCAUUUCUUCCUUUUCCUGAAAAACAAACCAAAAAAAAAAAAAGAAAAAA